AUGUUCGCCAGAGCGGCUCUGCUUGUGGCCCUGGGCCUCCAGCCAGCGGCAGGUGACUGCCCAUCGUGGGGAAAGCCCUUUCCAAGCAACUUGGCGGGAUUGGACAAGAUCAGCUUCGCCAAUUUGUACGACGUGACCUACUACGACCAGUACAAGGUGAUCGAGUACUCUGCCACUUUGGCGCAGUACCAUCCAUCGUGGCAUCCGGAAGCAUCGCUGAGGGGUACCAGGGUGCCCCCCAUGGUUCUCUACCAGUGUGGCACCACGAAGCCUACCACAAGCAUGCCUGGCGUACCUUCGGACGCCCGCUUCUUCGAGAUUCCGGUGAAGAACGCAACGGUUGGAUGGGGUGGCCCUCUUGCCUUCAUUGAAUUGCUUGGGGUGUCGCAGUCGAUCGACAUGGUCGACAUACGCACAAUCUCGUCCCCCUGCAUGCAGCUGUUGGAGGUCUGCUAUCCCGAAACCCAUAUCCCAACGAGCCUUCCUGAUUGGUCGGCCAACCCCGAGUGGACCAACCGGGCAGGCCGCACGGACGUGGUGUUCACGGACGCCUCCGGCACAGGUUGGGGCGGCGACGCCACGAAGGAUGUCCCCUUCUUGGUCUCCCUCGACCCCGGCAGCCUCAGCCGUGCCGAGUGGAUCAAGUUCAUGGCCCUCUUCUACAACGAGGAAGCGCAGGCUGAGCAUAUCUUCGAGCAGGUCAAGGCGGACUACAACGCUCUUAAAGCCGUCGGGGACCAGCUCCGCACCGAUGCCAGCACCGAGUACAACGGGGCGCAGCCGAAGGUGAUAUUUGUGAACAGUGGAACCACAAACACAGUCGCCAACGCGGCCUACAAGACCCAGCUCAUCACGGACGCGGGUGCCCAGGUGGUUCCCUUGCCGGCUGUGGCCCCGGCUGGGUGCACCUUUUCCACCAACACUGACGGCACGAAGACGAUGAGGUGUGACAUCCCGGCUGGUGAUGCAGCCUUCACGAGCUUCCUGGCCGAAGCGGAUGUCAUCAUCGACGAGUCCUCCUUGUGGCCCGACUACGACCCAGCAAAAUACCGAGGUUUCGCCACGAUCUACAACGUCACCGCCGAUCAGGUUCCGGCUCUCGCGCGAAACCCGCCGAACAUCUUCCGCCUUGAUGGGCAGGUCAGUGAUGCAUUCGGGGAUGGGAACAGUCAGGGAAUGAGUUGGCUCGACAUCCAGCAGUCAGAGCCGCAGCAAGCCCUUGCGGGCCUAAUGGAGGCGAUCUGGGAUAGGGACUUCACCAGCACCUGCGGGCAGAAGUACUUGUGGCGGGUUUCGAAUCCCAGCGCCCAGAAUGUGGUCGGUCACCAGGGCUGCCCCCUCUACAGCGCCCAGGGCCAGAACGACUGCCAGUCUCUGCACGGCCGCCUUCACGUCCCUCCUAUGUGCAGCGCUGGGAAUGUGUUCGAGCCUCUGGAGACGACCACAGUAGCAUCGCAGGAGGCAAGUGUUGCUUGCAGAGUGGGAGCUGCGCUCUCUCUCGCUGCGGUUCUCGUGCCCUUCUGGGCCUAA
Symbiodinium necroappetens is the source of this 1530-nucleotide messenger RNA. Lineage: Eukaryota; Dinophyceae; Suessiales; Symbiodiniaceae. The record is from the annotation of a GenBank genome assembly.